CUGACUCAGAUGAUGGUGAUGGCUGUCGGGAGAGGAGGCUAACCGACCUGCGCCGCAUAGAUGCUCGGACUGCUGGACGAAACUAAAAGCGAGAAACAAGCAAAUAUCCAAUGAUGGACGGGUUUGCGGGGGACAUGCUGAGCGACAGCUCGGUGAUGGCUCGCAUGCAGAAGAAGUUCUGGAAGACCAAGCAGGUCCUCAUCAAAGCCACGGGCAAGAAGGAGGACGAGUAUGUGGUGGCGUCAGACGCCGACCUGGACGCCAAGCUCGAGUUCUUCCGCUCGGUUCAGUCCACGUGCACAGAGCUGCUGAAGGUGAUCGAGAAGUACCAGCACAGGAUUUCACGCUUGUCUCAGGAGGAGAACGAGCUCGGCCUGUUUCUGCGCUUCCAGGCCGAUCACGAUCGCACCAAGGCUGGAAACAUGAUGGACGCCACCAGCAAGGCCCUGUGCACCUCCGCCAAGCAGAGGAUGGCACUUUGCCCUCCGCUGCACCGUUUGCACCAGGAAGUGGAGACCUUCAGGCGGCGCGCCAUCGCCGACACGCUGCUGACAGUCAGUCGGAUGGAGAAGUCCCGCACAGAGUACAGAGGAGCGCUGCUCUGGAUGAAGGACAUAUCCCAAGAACUGGACCCAGACACCUACAAACAGCUGGAGAAGUUCCGCAAGGUCCAAGCCCAGGUCAGAGGGACCAAGAGCCAGUUUGAGAAGCUGAAGAAUGAUGUGUGUCAGAAGGUGGACAUGCUGGGAGCCAGCCGCUGCAACAUGCUCUCCCACUCCCUCUGUACUUACCAGACCACUCUGCUGCAGUUCUGGGAGAAGACGGCCCACGCCAUGCUGCAGAUCCACGAGGCCUUCCAAGGACACGUACCUUACCAGUUCACCACACUCAAGGACCUGCGAGAUCCGCUGGAGCAGAUAACAGAGAUGGAGAAACAGGCGGAUAAGAAGGAGAAGGCUCCACAGAGCAACACGGACAGUCUGGUGUCCUUGGAUGACGACAAGCCAUCAGGAAGUGCCUCUGACGCAGAUCCCGCCCACAGCAGUGAUGGACAGAGCCAAGCCAGUGACUGUGCGCACAAAAAAGCUCCCACGCCCACCUCAGCCCUGCGGGAUCUCGGAGGACUGUCGAUGGACUCUGACGACGGUCUGAUGCUCAUGGCCUGUGAUCUGCCGCAGCCACGGCUCCCAACAAACGUCCCGCUGCAGCCCCAGCUCCUGCCUCCUCCUCAGGGUGGAGACCAGGAUGAGGCCUGGGGCUUUGGGAGCCUCACGUCCAGCCUCUCACAGCUGCCUGCCACUGGUGACGGUCUGCUCUCAGGAGGCCCCCCCCACCCUGCAGGGACAGGGCUGAGACCGGAGGAGGAGGACAGUGAGAAGGGCGACAUGGCUUUCCUCAAAGAUCUCCUCAGUCCAGGACCAGGAGCCAGCGAUGAGUUCAGCAAAGAGUGGCAAGAUGCUUUCGGGAUGUUCGACCCUCCCAAAGUCCAACCUGCAGCCGAGGUGGCAACGGGCAGUGGGCAAGCGGCACGUCUGCCUUCUAACCCCCCCAGCCCUACAGGCUUCCUGCCCUCCCAGCUGCUGGAUCACAGUCUGAGCGCCACAGGCUGGUCAACCCCCCCGAUGUUCCAAGCUCCGCCUCUGCAGCCUCCUCCUGGUCAGAACCAAUCAGCUCAGUCGGCUCCAAGUCCAGCAGCUAAUGCUGCUCCAAGUGGAUCCAAAGACAUGUCUGCCUGGUUCAACCUGUUCGCAGACCUGGACCCUCUUUCCAACCCAGACGCCAUUGGACGCUCUGCGGAUGAGCUGCUCAAUGCCUGAAGCCCUUUGUGUGUGUGUGUGUGUGUGUGUGUGUGUGUGUGUGUGUGUGCGCCUGUGUGUUUGUGAAUGUAUGAUUUCUCUUCAAGAAUCUGGAUGUCAGCAACUUUUUCAUGUCAACAACCAAGUAAAUGAUCUAACACACACACACACAGACAUGAUGCUCACACAUGCACCUGCAGUUCUGUUACAUGGAGAGACGUGUGCACGUGUCCACACUUGAACAUACGAUCUUAUUGUUACACUGGAAGAUGAUAUUUUACACCGUCAGUAGAGACGAUGGUUAAACUCUGUUGGUGAGUGGCUGAACUGCUGCUGCAGCUUUGACAGAGACUGUUAACACUAACACAAGAAGCCACUGACUCGUGCACACAGCAGACCUCAUGUGGUUUGUGUUACUCUUCACUUUGUUCUUGCGGCUUCUGUCAGGCGGAGAGUGUUUGUGUUCCAGGUUGCUUCUGGACGCCGUUGUGUACUUCUGUUUUUUAUUAAUGUUUGCAUCGUUUGGGUGUGUGUCGGUUUGCUGUGUGUACACAUCACAAGAGACACAGGAUAUUAAAAAGACUCUAUUUACUCUUAUUACGUUGUUUAUAUGUAGUAGCACAUGAUUGUCACACAGGAGUGAUUAUAAACUGGACGUGGUGUGUAUGAGAUGAGGCGGCAGCCUGUUCCUGUCACUGAGCCUGUGUUUGCACAGAAACAGCAGCGAAGCUCCAACUGCAGCAAAGGCCACAAAGCUGAGUUCAGCCUCACAUCAGUGAUCCUCUGGUAUCAUGAAGCUGGUCAGCACUUGGCUCUGCUUUAACUCUGGCUCUUCUCAUCCAGCCAGAGAGCUAACUAUUAAUUAUAUGCAACAUCAUCAGGAACACGAGUGACGUGUUUGAUACGACACGAGCUUCAGCCAUGACAGCAGAGGUGAGAAAAUAGGAUGUAAAGACACAAAAACACCUUAUCCUGAAUGCACCUCUGUAAGGCUGUAAACAAGUGUAGGAUUUAUUAUAUAGGCCAUCAUGAGGUUCACAGGAUGAAUCAUAACAAUGUCAUCCUCUGAUUUUACAGGUUUUUGGUCGUAAAGGACAAAAAACUGAUGAAAAGUCUUUCCCAUCAGCCUCAGCUGUACUUAUGCUAAUUAGCAAAUGUUAGCAUGCUCAUAUGCUAAACCAAGUGGGUUAAUAUUACCUGCCGAUCCUCAGCAUUGACAAUAUGAGAAUGAUGUUUGCAUUGAGCUCAAAGCACAGCCUCACAGAGACACUCGAAUAUCGGAUGAAGUCUAUCUGACUGAAAUGCAUUUAUAAUGAUUAAAUUAUCAAUGUAUAUUUAUUUUCUAUUAAAAGCUCCCAGUGACUUUCAUUUACAGUCAUAAUCUAAUGAGAUAGAAGGAGGAAAUGGUUUUAGACUCUGAUGUGCAGUAAUAGAAUAAACGUGUUUGGAAAAAUCUGGGAACUGAACCACAACUUAUGCAGCUAAGAGUUUGUUGUUUUAAAGCCAGAGCAGACUGAUCUCACUUUGUAAUACAGACCAUCGUGAAGACUCCACCAUUUGGAUAAAUAACGUGCAAUGAUCAGCGGAAGGAAAACUCUGCUUUCUCAGAGCUGUGAGGGAUUCAGUUAGAGGUCUAAAGUCCGUGAUGAGCUGUGAACCAUCUCGUCCUCGGAGGCGGCCGAUGGUGUCAGAUUACAGGCGCAGUGGAGAUCUAAGCUUCUGUGAUGCCAACAGCCUUUUACUGACUGUUUAACUUUCCAUUCCAGAUUCUGUUGGUUUGAAUGUAGAGUCAAAACAGGAAAUGUUUGAAAUCAUCUCCUGUCCCAUCUGUGGUUAAAGUUUCACAAUCACAAGUCCAAGGCCAAGAAAAAUGUGUGAAGGAUGAAACAUUUAUUUUGUAAGUAGGACAAAGGGAAUUUAUUAUUAUUAUUAGUGGGUUGUUGAAGUCCUACAAAUGUACAAAUAACAGAAAGUAAUUUCCAGAUUAUAUCACUGUCACUGCAAAAUCAGAUGUUAAUUGUUUUGCACAACACUGUAAAGAUAAAGUAACACUAUUAAAUAACACUGUAAAAUAAUUCAUAUUUUUAGCUCUUGUGUGAGAUAUAUAUAUAUAUAUUGUUGUAAGGGAAAGGAAUCAACACUGGAGAGCUGUUACCAUCUCAAUGGAUUUAUAAUGUACCUGAUGUGGAUUUAAUUCCCACUGAUUCAGUUUUGUUUUUGAGGGAAAAGAAAAUACCAAGACUGACAUUUUUGAAUGUUUACCUUUUUGGUUUUGGUGCAAAAUGACGAUGCAAAGCUUCAGCUUUCUGUUGAGAUGUGAAAACUUGUACAUGCACCGACUGAAACCAAAUCCUCAGUUAUGACAUUUGUGCUAGCUAAGAUGAUCGGAGUGCAUUAUGGGAAAAAUUCCUCAUGUUUUAUGAGUAAGACAACUCACGAAUACUUUUAUACACAUUAGUGUCUAUGCUUUUUUUUCUUGUUUCUGAUGCAGCAUUUAAACAUCAGUCACAGGGGAACAACUGUAUUAAUAUUUCUGUCACCUCAUGUAUUUUACUUUUUACUGUUGAUUCACACGCUUUAAAAAAUAAGAAUGUAUUUCUCAAUUCAAUCACAAACGCUUCAUUUAAUUCAACUAUGCCUUUUUAUUUCACUGGAGGAGUUUAACAGAUGAAAACUUGGCAGUUCUGUUUCCAAUAAACUGGACAAGCAAACAUA
Molecule: messenger RNA, 4511 nt
Organism: Seriola aureovittata
Lineage: Eukaryota; Metazoa; Chordata; Actinopteri; Carangiformes; Carangidae
Gene: ical1
Product: islet cell autoantigen 1-like
Exons: 15
Coding region: 111-1817 (568 amino acids)
Biological process (GO): regulation of transport
Cellular component (GO): Golgi apparatus
Molecular function (GO): protein domain specific binding
Source: RefSeq, a predicted model, not a curated record